UAUGACCGAGUGAUCAUUCCAGACUCUGCUUCUGUUGAGAGAGAAAUGAAAGGAUCCAUUUUGAGACGACCGAGCAGAAAACACCAUAUGGAGAGAAGUAAACAAUAAAGUGUCUCGACAAUCAGUCUGCUUGCUGAGGAUGAAAUUCUGUAGAGAGAGGAAGGGGGCACUGCCUCUGGAUAAAGUGUGGUUGGAGGCACAUCACAAGGACCAAAGACCAGUCUCUCCAGUAACCAGUCAUCUGUCCAUGAAGAGUGACUUCUCUAUGGACCAUCCUGUUAAUUUGAGUGAUGGAACAGGAACCUUUGACCCCAGAAUCUCCAACCAAACUCAGAGACCAGUCUCUCCAGUAACCAGUCAUCUGUCCAUGAAGAGUGACUUCUCUAUGGACCAUCCUGUUAAUUUGAGUGAUGGAAGAGGAACCUUUGACCCCAGAGGUGUCAAAAGGACUCAGAGACCAGUCUCUCCAGUAACCAGUCAUCUGUCCAUGAAGAGUGACUUCUCUAUGGACCAUCCUGUUAAUUUGAGUGAUGUAACAGGAACCUUUGACCCCAGGUUGGUAGCAACAUCAAGGCUGUCGAAAGGAGAGAACCAAGGUGCAGCGUGCUCUCUGCCAGAGGAUCAGUCCAGUUGUGCAGUGUGUCACCAGGUGCAGAGGGAUCUAGUCUCUAUCACCUGUGGACACAGGUUCUGCAGACAGUGCAUCACCAGAUACUGGGAGAAACCUGCUCCUUCAGGAGACUAUGACUGUCCUCAGUGUAGAAAGAAAUCCAGAACACUUCCUGUGCACCUGAGUGAACCCAAUGAUGCAAGAGGCUCUGAAAAUAUGGAUGACAGCCUACAGAGAGCCAUAGUAAACCACAAAGACAGUCUGACAAGGAGGUAUGAAUGUGUGAAAGAAGGCAUGGUAAAAUCAGGGAAUCAAACUUCGCUCAACAGGAUUUACACAGAGCUCUACAUCACAGAAGGAGAGAGUGAAGGGGUUAACAAUGAACAUGAGGUGUGGCAGCUUGAGACAGCAUCCAAGACACCAACCUCACAUGACACAGCAAUCCACUGCAAUGACAUCUUUAAACUCUUACCUGGCCAGGAGAGAAGCAUCAGAACUGUGCUGACGAAGGGCAUCGCUGGCAUCGGAAAAACUGUCUCUGUGCAGAAGUUCAUCCUAGACUGGGCUGAAGGGAAGGCAAAUCAAGAUGUGGAUAUCAUAUUUGUGCUUCCUUUUCGGGAGCUGAACGUGAUCAAAGAUCUCCAGUACAGUCUGCUUGGACUUCUAAAUUAUUUCCACACAGAACUAGACAUAGGCAAUGCAAAGAAACUCACUGCCUGUAAAUCUAUGUUCAUCUUGGAUGGUUUGGAUGAAAGCAGAUUUCCAUUGGAUUUCCAGCACAACGAAAAGGUGUCUGAUGUCACGACAUCGUCUGUUGAUGUUCUGUUGACAAACCUGAUCAAGGGGAAUCUGCUUCCCUCUGCUCUCCUUUGGAUAACUACUCGACCUGCAGCAGCCAAUCAGAUUUCUUCGGGGUGUGUUGACCAGGUGACAGAGGUACGAGGGUUUAAUGACCUACAGAAGGAGGAGUACUUCAGGAAGAGAUUCAGUGAUGAGGACCUGGCCAGCAGAAUCAUCUCACACAUAAAGACAUCAAGGAGCCUCCACAUCAUGUGCCACAUUCCAGUCUUCUGUUGGAUUUCUGCAACAGUCCUUGAACACAUGUUGAGUACAGACAAGAGCAGAGAGAUGCCCACGACUCUGACUGAGAUGUCCAUACACUUCCUGCUCAUUCAGACCAGCCUGAAGAACCAGAAGUAUCAUGGAAGAGAUGAGAUGGAUCAAGAGGAGCUCAUGGAGUCAGAUAAGGACAUUCUUCUGAAGCUGGGGAAGCUGGCGUUUGAACAUCUGGAGAAGGGUAAUCUCAUGUUCUAUGAAGAAGACCUGAAAGAGUGUGGCAUUGAUGUCAAAGAAGCCUCAGUGUACUCAGGAUUGUGCACACAAAUCUUUAAAGAGGAGUCUGUGUUCUUUCAGAGAGUGGUGUACUGCUUUGUUCAUCUGAGCAUUCAGGAGUUUCUCUCGGCUGUCUACAUAUACCAUUGUUACACAACCAAGAACAUGGAUGCACUGAAGCCCUUCCUCAAGAGAAAGUCUAGAGCUGCGUCUGAAGAGCUAACCUUGCAUGAGCUGCUGAAGAGUGCUGUGGAUAAAGCCUUGGAGAGUAAGAAUGGACACCUGGACCUUUUUGUCUGCUUCCUUCAUGGCAUGUCACUGGAGUCCAAUCAGAAACUCCUACGAGGUCUGGUGACACAGACAGAAAGCACUCCAGAGUGCGUCAAGAAAACGAUCCGAUCCCUUAAGGUGAUGCAGAGGAAGAACAUCUCCCCUGAGAGGUGCAUCAAUCUCUUUCACUGUCUGAUAGAGAUGAAAGACCAGUCAGUACAGGAGGAAAUCCGUGAGUAUUUGACGUCAGAGGACAGAUCCAAAAACCUCUCCCUUGCUCACUGUUCAGCGCUGGCCUACACGCUGCAGAUAUCAGAGGUGGUUCUGGAUGUGUUUGACCUGAAGGAAUACAAGACGUCAGAGGAGGGUCGUAGGAGACUGCUCCCAGCUGUUAGAGGCUGCAGGAAAGCUCUACUCACUGGCUGUAAACUCACAGACACAUCCUGUGAAGUGUUGCUCUCAGUUCUCAUCUCAAACCCCUCACACCUGAGAGAGCUGGAUCUGAGCAACAAUGACCUGAAGGAUUCAGGAGUGAAGCUGCUCUCUGCUGGACUGGGGAAUCCCAACUGUAAACUGGAGACUCUGAGGCUGUCAGGCUGUCUAGUCACAGAGGAAGGCUGUUCUUCUCUGGUCUCAGCUCUGAGGUCAAACCCCUCACACCUGAGAGAGCUGGACCUGAGCUACAAUCACCCAGGAGACUCAGGAGUCAGACUGCUCUCUGCUGGACUGGAGGAUCCACACUGCAGGCUGGAGAAACUCAAUGUGGAUCAUGGUGGAGAGUACACAAUGAAACCUGGCCUUAGAAAAUAUGCCUGUGAUCUCACACUGGACCCAAACACAGUAAACAGACUCCUCUCUCUGUCUGAGGAGAACAGAAAGGUGACAUGGAGGACAGAGGAGCAGCCGUAUCCUGAUCACCCAGAGAGAUUUGAUGGCUGGAAGCAGGUGCUCUGUAGAGAGGGUCUGACUGGGCGCUGUUACUGGGAGGUAGAGUGGAGUGGGAGACGGUCUGGAAUAGGAGUGACAUAUAAAGGAAUCAGCAGGAGAGGGGGUAAGGACUGUGUGAUUGGAUUAAAUGACAAGUCCUGGAGUCUGUUCUGUUCUGACAACAGGUACUAUGCCUGGCACAAUGAUAAUCCCACUACCAUAGACAUCUCCUCCUCCAGCUCCCACAGAGUAGGAGUGUAUCUGGACUGGCCAGCCGGCACUCUGUCCUUCUACAGAGUCUCCUCUGACACACUGACCCACCUGCACACAUUCUACACCACAUUCACUGAGCCCCUCUAUCCAGGGUUUAGGGUUUGUUGUGACUCCUCAGUGACCAUGUAAAUAAUAACCAUGGUAACUCUGACACACACUGGAGAUUUUCCAGUACUUUUCCAGUACAUGUGUAAUGCAUCUCAGAGUGGUAAGUGUCGUGGAAAUACUGAAUCAAAUAUUUCUCAGAUACCGGAGCGUGUGAAUUGAAAUAGACUUUAUUACAAAAAAGUAACAAAGCCGAGCAAUUCCAUGGAAGAACUGCCUUCUCGUCACAGACGAGCUUUCUAGGUUUCCAUUUUCAGAUAACACACAUGGUCACUCCCCUCUAUGUAGAUGAUUAACACCCCUUGGUCUCUUGCCACCAUUCUCUUUCUUUCUCAAUUCUUGCUUGUUUACAGAUUCUGUUGGUGGUGUAUCCAUAGAAAUGAUACAAGACAUACAGACACACACACAAUGCAGGUCUAAUGAUACUCAUAGGAUUACAUAAUGGCGUUCCCUAAGCCUGUAAUGGCACAGACAUAUACAAUUAUAUACAAUUACAUGCCUUAAUACUAGUCACAGGACCAGGUAAGGACUUCCCUCAGGCCUAUAACGGACACACACAUUACAUGGCUUCUCUUUAACACAGCCUUGUACACUCCCAUGGAUUCUGCUUACGUUCUGUUUUUACAUGUCUAGUGAAUAACUCCAUGUUGAUCCAGCUCUGUUCAUUCAACUCAGCCUUUAUUCUGCUUACACAUGUCUAUUAAUUAACCCUAUGUUGAUUCUGCUCACUACUUCUGGGAGAACAGUCUAGAUACUGGAAAAUCCCCAUGAUCAUGAAUUGUUUUCCUACAUAAGCAGAAUCAAUAUAGUAAUCUAAAACCGAUGAAUGUACAGAGACAUUCAUUACCAACCCACCUGUGGAGGUGUACCCUGUCCCUGGAGCUCCAGGACAAUACACCAACAACAAAACCAUGUAAUGCUAAAGGAGGAUCUUUGGACUGUCCAUUUGGACAUCCUGAAAGCCUAUGCAGGAGUAGCUCCAGGGGGAGGAUGGGCUUGUCGUUCCUAUCAAGAACAACAACAAUUGUUAGAGACUGAAAUAGAUGGUGAACUUCCUGACGUAGUCCAGGAACUGGAUAUAUGUUAAGGAUAAUGAGGAUCCUAAUCCUGAUCACAGGUUUCAACUGAUUAUCGAAGCACAUUGGCACCAACGAGGCCCUAAAAGAGGGUAAGUGGUGCUCAUAGAGAUGGAAAGAAAGAGAUGGACAUUUUCAUCAUGCUGACCCACCUUUCUAUGCUAUGUGUCAAAGGGGUGACUGUCCCUUAUGUUGGGAUAAGGAAUGUGGUUAAAGGAUACACAUAGUAUAACAGAACAUAAUAAUGUACUCAAUGUUAAAGGUAUAUAUAACCAUGUACUCAAUGUAACAGUUGCUGAAUGAUAAAUGAUGUUAAACCUUCUGAAUACAUGUAUGUGACAUAGGGUUUUCCGGUUACAAGAGUCCACGGACCAUGCCCUUAAUCCUCUAACAGGUUUUUCACUUAUAACAGAAUAGUUGUGAGAGAGCCAUGUGUUUAGGUAUCAUAUUGAGAAUGAUGUUAUAAGGAUUUAUAAGGUUUUAGUUGAUUGUGUUUAAAUGUUAUUAUUUUUCUUGUGUUCUACAUAACUGAGAACCUCGGGCAAGGCUAAGAAAUGCCCGAGAUGCAGAUUGUCUCCAUAGCAACAUAGAAGGUGCUUCCCCUUCUCAGCUUGAUCAUGACAAAGGUCUCUCUAAAAUUUGCAGUUUUGUAAAAAAAAAUAAUAAUAAAAAAAAAGCUGAUCACUUG
Messenger RNA from Oncorhynchus mykiss (rainbow trout), 5281 nucleotides. Lineage: Eukaryota; Metazoa; Chordata; Actinopteri; Salmoniformes; Salmonidae. The record is from RefSeq and is a predicted model, not a curated record.